Cynara cardunculus var. scolymus (artichoke) is the source of this 1182-nucleotide messenger RNA. Its product is annotated as EKC/KEOPS complex subunit TP53RK. NCBI's taxonomy places the organism in Eukaryota, Viridiplantae, Streptophyta, Magnoliopsida, Asterales, Asteraceae. Gene Ontology annotation, molecular function: ATP binding; protein serine/threonine kinase activity. The transcript is spliced from 7 exons. Gene Ontology annotation, biological process: protein phosphorylation. Gene Ontology annotation, cellular component: nucleus; EKC/KEOPS complex; cytosol. Bases 157 to 837 code for a protein of 226 amino acids. The record is from RefSeq and is a predicted model, not a curated record.
GGUUGCUUUUGACCAAUCGACCCUCUUUAUCGUCGUUCUCGAUAAUUCUCUCCAUCAAAGAUAUUAUCAGCGGAGAGGAUGAAUUUGAACUAGGUUUUCUACUACAGGAUAAGGUAAAAGCCAAGGAAAGACAAGUGGUUGCAAAAUUAUAUACAUAUGGAUACUGAAGCAAAUGGAGAAGGUGGCUCUUUGGUUCUGAUAAAGCAAGGCGCUGAAGCCAGAGUUUUCGAGUCAACGUUUGCUGGAAGGAAGUCUGUUGUUAAGGAACGUUUCUCAAAGAAGUAUAGGCAUCCGACUUUAGAUUCAAAGCUCACGCUCAAGCGCUUAAAUGCGGAGGCUAGGUGUAUGACAAAGGCUAGGAGGCUUGGAGUUUCUACUCCCGUGCUUUAUGCGGUAGAUCCUGUAUCACACACACUAACUUUUGAGUAUGUGGAAGGUCCAUCAAUCAAAGAUAUAUUCCUUGAAUUUGGAUUGCAAGGAGUUGUUGAAGAAAGGAUGGAUGACAUUGCCUUGCAAAUUGGAGAUACCAUUGGCAAGUUACAUGAUGGUGGAGUCAUUCAUGGGGACUUGACCACAUCGAAUAUGUUAUGGCGUAGUGGCAGCAAUCAGCUGGUAUUAAUUGAUUUUGGUCUGAGCUUCGUAUCAACCCUUCCGGAAGACAAAGCUGUUGAUUUAUACGUACUGGAACGAGCUUUGCUUUCGAUGCAUUCCUCAUGUGGAAAUGUGAUGGAUAAGAUACUUGCUGCAUAUAGGAAGUCUUCAAAGCAAUGGUCAUCCACUCUUAAUAAACUUGGUCAAGUGAGAUUACGAGGCAGAAAACGAACCAUGGUUGGAUGAACCCACGCUGCCAUUUAUUAUACGAUGCUGGAGCCAUAUACCAGCGACAUGCCUUACUACCCACCGAUUACAAGAUUCGUAGAACGCCAUAUUGUUCAUCCGGUAUGUACUAAAUUCUUUUAAGGUUGUAUUUAUGCUGAUCUACGCAUUCGGAUAACCGUCGUUGGUGAAUUCAGAAUUUUCAUUUCAGAUGAUGGCAUUGACAGCCAUAGACUGUUAAAUUAACUACCAUGUUAGCUUCAUAGCAAGUUUAUCUCAUUGUAUUAGGGUUUGUAAUAUGAUCUUCACAUAAACAACCGUUGUACGUUUUGGAGUAAUGGUAGCCGGUAAGGUUUGCUUAUAUCA